This is a messenger RNA of Rhopilema esculentum, 1000 nucleotides long. Its product is annotated as 26S proteasome non-ATPase regulatory subunit 9. Lineage: Eukaryota; Metazoa; Cnidaria; Scyphozoa; Rhizostomeae; Rhizostomatidae. Gene Ontology annotation, biological process: proteasome regulatory particle assembly. Gene Ontology annotation, cellular component: nucleus; cytoplasm. The record is from RefSeq and is a predicted model, not a curated record. Gene Ontology annotation, molecular function: protein binding.
AACAUUUUUCAUCCUUGUUUCUUUGGUGUACUACAAGGAGGAAGCUUUUCCCCUAUUUUGAUUACACUUGCAGCGCUUCGUGGAAAUCACUGGGAACUUGCUCAGAAUGGAGGAUAAUUCUGUCGUUCAGUUAAAAGGGUUGAUUGCUAAGAAAGAAAAAAUUGAAGAAGACCUAAAGGAUUUCCAAGAGGUUCUCGAGUCUAACAAUGUUGGCAUGAAAGAAGAUCUGGUUGAUAAAGAUGGUUAUCCGAGAGCCGAUAUUGAUGUCUACAGUGUAAGAACAGCCAGAAAUAAAAUUAUUUGUUUGAGAAAUGACCUGAGUUCCAUCAUGAAGGAAAUUGAAGAGGGAUUACAUAAAGUUCAUGCCAUGGCAAGAGAGAAUCCAAAGGAGUCAAAUGUAGAAGAUAUGGAUACUUCUCCAGAUUUGGAAAUGCAUCCAUUUCUUUCAGUUGACUUGAUAAGCAGAGAGUCUCCAGCUGAGAAGGCAGGGUUGACACUUGGUGAUCAGAUUUUAAAAUUUGGCACUAUAACAUCAAAGAAUUUCAAUGGGCUAGCAUCAAUUGGCAGUCUAGUACAACACAGCAAAGGGAAACCUGUGCCAAUAGUUAUUAAUCGUGAAGGAUCCAUAAAAAAUAUCACACUAACUCCAAACACUUGGGAAGGUCGAGGUCUUUUAGGAUGCAAUGUUGUACAUAUCAAGUAGUUUCAUUAUGAGGUGAAGUUCAAAUCUUCUUGGAAAUUACAGCCAAUGCAUCAAAAACAGAAGGCUUAUUUGUUUCUCUUUAUUGAUUGGCAAAACCGUAUAGAAUGCAUAACUUUGCCCACACCUUUAAGAUGGCAAAACAUGCACCAUAAAGUUGGUUUUGCUAUGAGAAAGAGGUAUGGAAUUGUGGAGUAGACAGUGGCAAAAAGUGCAUCUUCAAUCUGCGGCUUAAGCUGUGAACAUUAAGUUUGUAUUUGUGAUUUGUUAAAGCAUGCAUUAAUUGGUAAAUAUUGAAAU